This is a messenger RNA of Jatropha curcas, 1089 nucleotides long. The record is from RefSeq and is a predicted model, not a curated record. NCBI's taxonomy places the organism in Eukaryota, Viridiplantae, Streptophyta, Magnoliopsida, Malpighiales, Euphorbiaceae.
GCUAUACUUAAGUGCAUGGGGUAGCAGAAGUCAAGAAAUUGCUGUUGGUUUUAUGAGAUGCAGUGGAUUUAGCUGCUGAACUUGGUCAAGAUCAAGGAAGAAGAAAUGGCUGUCAAUGUGAUUCUUGCAGCAAAAAUAUGCCCCUCCGUUACUUGCAAGACGAGUAUGAAAAGCUAUAAUUGCAAUAAUGACUGUUAGGAGGAAAAAUAUUACCAAUUUGGAGUAAUUUCAAAAAUACUUAUCAAUAUGACUUAAUGGGCUGAUUAGAAAAAAUAUUGUCCAGAGCAUCAAUUACUCGAGUCCCUAGUGACUGAAUUGAUGUUCAGUUGGUAAUGUCUGUUUCAUUAAGAGCGUUUCUGCAACUUUCAGAUAAGCUGCAAUCAAGAAGUAAAUUUGUUCUGUUGUCUCAAGCUGCUCCUCCAAGUCGUCGGCAUAUCCUAGUAUACAGUGCUUCAUUUCUUGCAAUUCUGAAUUUAAAUUGCAUCUUAACGCCAUCACCGGUUAGAGCUGAAGAUGAGCCAAACGAGCAAAAGGAAAAUGGAGUUGUUGGGGCUAUUAAAUCUUUGUUUGAUCCUAAUGAGAAAACGAAAUCUGGCAAACUGUUGCCGAAGAAUUACUUGAAGUCGGCAAGGGAGGUUGUAAAGACAUUACGGGAGUCAUUACAGGAAGACCCUAAGGAUAUUGCUAAAUUUAGACGAACUGCAGAUGCAGCAAAGGAGUCCAUUAGAGAGUAUCUGGGGAGUUGGAGAGGACAAGAGAAGGUGGCUCGUGAGGAAUCGUAUAUUGAACUAGAAAAGGCAAUCAGAUGUUUAGCCAAUUUCUAUUCUAAAGCUGGCCCAUCUGCACCGUUGCCUGGAGAAGUGAAGUCUGAGAUAUUAAAUGAUUUAAGUGCUGCUGAAGAAUUUUUGUAGCAGUUAAGUGAGCGAUUUACCGAAACUAGAUCUGCUUUGAACCAAGCAGAUCUCAGGAUUGCAAACCCAGGCAGCAUUCUCUUAACUAUGUUAUCAACCUCUAUUUCGUGGGUAAAGGAAAAUGUAUAACAACUGAGUCCACAGUUUUCACCAUUGCAAAGCAUUUAUAGUUCAUAAA